AUGGUGCAGGGCGGAGGGCCGCGGGGAGGGACUCGCGGCGCCUGCGCAGAGCGGCGGCUUCUCUCGCGAGGACGGACGCCAUUAUCGCAUCUCCCCGACAAACACCACGAGAAUUCCGCAGCCCACACGGUGGCAGGAACACCGUCCUACGUGAGUCUGAUUCCCUCUCAUCCACCGGCCACUCUGCUCGCGUCCUGGAUGAUGUCAGAACAGGACCUGGCUGACGUGGUGCAGAUCGCCGUCGAGGAGCUGAGUCCCGGACACCCAGUUGUAUUGGAGAAUCAUGUAGUGACAGAUGAAGAUGAACCAGCUUUGAAACGCCAGCGACUAGAGAUCAAUUGCCAAGACCCUUCUAUAAAGUCAUUCCUGUAUUCCAUUAACCAGACAAUCUGCUUGCGAUUGGAUAGCAUUGAAGCCAAGCUGCAGGCUCUGGAGGCCACGUGUAAAUCCCUGGAAGAGAAGCUGGACCUGGUCACCAACAAGCAGCACAGCCCCAUCCAGGUGCCCAUGGUGGCCGGCUCGCCCCUCGGUGCCACCCAGACCUGCAACAAAGUGCGAUGCGUCGUCCCCCAGACUACAGUAAUUCUCAACAGUGAUCGGCAGAACGCCGUUGUAGCCAAGAUGGAAGACCCCCUGAGCGGCAGGGCACCGGAGCCCCUGGAAAAUGUCAUUAGCAACGCGGUUCCCGGUCGUCGGCAGAACACCAUCGUGGUGAAGGUACCAGGCCAGGAGGACAGCCACAACGAGGACGGGGAGAGCGGGUCUGAGGCCAGUGACUCUGUCUCCAACUGCGGGCAGUCAGGAAGCCAGAACAUCGGCAACAACGUCACCCUCAUCACCCUGAACUCAGAAGAGGACUACCCCAAUGGCACGUGGCUGGGGGACGAGAACAACCCUGAGAUGCGGGUGCGCUGCGCCAUCAUCCCCUCCGACAUGCUGCACAUCAGCACCAACUGCCGCACGGCUGAGAAGAUGGCGCUCACGCUGCUCGACUACCUCUUCCACCGUGAGGUGCAGGCCGUCUCCAACCUCUCGGGCCAGGGCAAACACGGCAAAAAGCAGCUCGACCCCCUGACCAUCUACGGCAUCCGGUGUCACCUCUUCUAUAAGUUUGGAAUCACGGAAUCUGACUGGUAUCGAAUCAAACAGAGUAUCGACUCCAAGUGUCGGACAGCCUGGCGGCGAAAACAGCGAGGCCAGAGCCUGGCCGUCAAGAGCUUCUCCAGGAGAACGCCGUCCUCGUCCUCGUAUGGAGCCUCAGAGACCAUGAUGAGCACGCCGCCGCCUACCAGUGAGCUGCAGCAGCCACCCCCACAGGCCCUGCACUACGCCCUGGCCAAUGCCCAGCAGGUCCAGAUCCACCAGAUUGGGGAGGACGGGCAGGUCCAAGUAGGCCACCUACACAUCGCCCAGGUGCCUCAGGGGGAGCAGGUGCAGAUCACGCAGGACAGUGAGGGCAAUCUGCAGAUACACCACGUGGGACAGGAUGGGCAGGUGCUCCAGGGGGCCCAGCUGAUAGCCGUAGCUUCUUCGGACCCGGCUGCCACAGGGGUGGACGGCUCGCCGCUCCAGGGCAGCGACAUCCAGGUCCAGUAUGUCCAGCUGGCGCCGGUGACCGACCACACCGCUGCGGCCCAGGCGGCUGACGCCCUGCAGCCCACCCUGCAGCCCGAGAUGCAGCUGGAGCACGGGGCCAUCCAGAUCCAGUGA
This is a messenger RNA of Rangifer tarandus platyrhynchus (Svalbard reindeer), 1710 nucleotides long. Lineage: Eukaryota; Metazoa; Chordata; Mammalia; Artiodactyla; Cervidae. The record is from the annotation of a GenBank genome assembly.